Molecule: messenger RNA, 312 nt
Organism: Adineta ricciae
Lineage: Eukaryota; Metazoa; Rotifera; Eurotatoria; Adinetida; Adinetidae
Source: the annotation of a GenBank genome assembly
AUGUCGAAAUCUUGUCACAUUAACCACCUUAGUGCAUUUACUACUAAAUUAAAGAACGUGGAACGUAUUCAUAAUUCGGAGAAAUUUUAUCGUUAUUCCUCGGAGACAAGCAGCUAUCUACAUCGUCUGUCAAAUAUUCGACCGCUGUUACAACUAUUAAUAAUUACUUCCAUCGUCAUUGAGAAAGUACUUCAAUCACAUAAGCUCGAUAUUUCAAGUUGUUUGUACGACCAUGAGCAGUCAAGAAUCUGUUAUAAACAUUCUAACCAUUUACAGACGACAAAGACAAAUAGUAUGAAACAAACAUAUUGA